AUGUCCCAACUGCCUAUUCUGUCCUCGUCCUCAGUUGGAUCGUACGACCAACAACAAAGUACGCAGCAGCAACAACUGUUCCCUGGUGAAGAAGACAUCUUUAUCAACUCCUACAUGUUUGAUCCACAACAACAACAACAACAACAUGUUGUUGAAGAGGAUGUCAACUCAAACCUGCACCAACAUGUUGAUAAUCAAACCUACCCGUCACAUUCCAACGGAUACCAUGCUGGAGAUGAUGUUAGCCAAUUCUACUCUACUACCGGUGAUUGGCAUUCAGUGAAUCACACCGUUAACAACCAGGAACAAAGUGUGUCAUAUCAACCUCCUGAGAACAUCCCAGUCCAUUCGCCGCCUGAGACGCCGCAGUCCUGCUAUACCCCUCAGCAGCCUCCCCAGCCUCCUCAGACUCCAGACCCGCCCCAACAGCAGUACCAGUACAACUACUAUCAGUCUCAGCCCGAGACAGGUAUAAGCUUUAUACCUCAACAUCAGACCCAUAUGCAUCAACAACCAAUGAUGCCGUCGCACACAUCAACCCAGGAGCCUAACUCGCACCUGGUGGCACUGAUGUGUCCACGGCCAUUGGCACAUUUGCCGUCGCAAAUGACUCAACCAUCUUCAUUGUCGCCCUUGUCGCCACUGUCGCAGCCAUUGACUAAUCAACAUAGUCAACAGCUUACGACGCCGCUCCAACUGCCUCAACAGCCAUUGAAUCAACAGCCACCACAAAUGUGCCAACAGCCGUGGACACAUCAGUGCCACCUGGUGCGAGUACCAACUACUCCCCUGUCCUGCCAUGUGCCACAACAUCCGUCGUGCCCCCUUGUACAACAACUUCAACCACACAUCUCAAUUCCGCUUGAGCAAUAUAAUAUGCUCUUGCGCAUUCAAUCAUCGUUGGCGUCGCCGCCACCACAACAACCAAACUCCUUCUACAAUGCCCCAGCCACCGUCAAUCCCUUUGCCCAACUUGGUCAUCCCAACCUGUCACCUGAGGGUGUUGUCGAUCAACAUCCGCCCCUGCAGCAACAACUGGGCACCUACAGCCAAUAUCCUGAUGCGUGCGCCUCCCCUUCUCCUUCUGACUCGUCCGAGCUCACCUCUGAUAGUUUCUCGAGUGAUAGUAACCUUGAGGUUGCUCCACUCUCCCCGCUUCCCUUAAAGGCAAAUGUUGAGAGAAGGUACCUCUCCAGGGGGCUUCUCAAGAUGAAACAAAAAGAUGCUGCCUUUAAACUGGGACAAAUCUCUGGCUCCUUCCUCUGUAGGCUUCGUCAACAAGCUUUAAAGGACAUUGGUUUGAAUCCUAAAGACCAUCCCAAAUGGCCCCAUCGUCAAUACAAGAAGCUCAAGAAGCAGCUAGGUACUUCCAAACGCAACAGGAAGAGUUGCAUCCAGAGAGGAACCAACACAUCCCAACAUGAUGCAACCAUUGCCAAAAUCAAGAAAGAUAUUGACCUGUUGCUGACUCCCAUGUUGAUCUAG
This is a messenger RNA of Acytostelium subglobosum LB1, 1485 nucleotides long. RefSeq lists its product as hypothetical. Bases 1 to 1485 code for a protein of 494 amino acids. The record is from RefSeq and is a predicted model, not a curated record. Lineage: Eukaryota; Evosea; Eumycetozoa; Acytosteliales; Acytosteliaceae. The transcript has a single exon.